Messenger RNA from Acanthaster planci (crown-of-thorns starfish), 6086 nucleotides. Its product is annotated as RUN and FYVE domain-containing protein 2-like. NCBI's taxonomy places the organism in Eukaryota, Metazoa, Echinodermata, Asteroidea, Valvatida, Acanthasteridae. Gene Ontology annotation, molecular function: metal ion binding. Gene Ontology annotation, cellular component: cytoplasm. The record is from RefSeq and is a predicted model, not a curated record.
CCCCUCCCCAUCUCCUUAAAGUCUGCCGAGAUCAGAGUACAGUGUACACGUAUGCCGAUCACGCCACACAUUAAGAUCAGGCAGCCUACAUAUAUGCAUACCCAUGGCUGCCUACAGACAGUCCUGACUGGCUGCGUUGGGAUAGCAUCAUAUAAUUAGCCAGCGAGCUCUCAUUUCCCGUGCUGGGCACAGCGCCCAUCACCCCACUGCACUUGCAUCGGCAAGACGGUCCUCAUUUUUGCUCUCUUAAUUUCCUGUUCAGUCAGUCUCUGAACUGCCGCUGUCGACUGCUCAUCAUCAGCAAUCUGAUUCUGAAAUCGAAAAUGAGAAGUGGACAUUGUCUACAUGUACCUCUGCAAGAGUAGUUUUCUAGUGAUUGCCUUACAGAUGGUGCAUUAGUGCUCUUGUGAAAGGCUGUGCAAUCGUGCGUAUAUAGAAUCCAUGCAUCAAGACUAGCAGAGCAUUCAUGUCUUACAAUAUCUUAAGAGCAUUGACAAUAUGGUACAUUUCUGUUGGUACGGUGGAGUGUUUUUGGGAGCGGUAGACUUUGUGCACACGUACAUGUCAUCAACUCAAGCAUACUCUAAUGCGUAUUGUGUGCGUGUGCCCAUUGACUUCAAUAUUUUACUGUAAUUCUUGGGCUUGAACGGUUUGUCUAAUUGGUAUUUUGCAUGGUACCGUACACCCUGUAGAGGGAGAUUUCCCCUAGUGUUCCAAGCCUGCGCAUAAUUGAUGCUGCCGUGCCGACGAUUCACAUCAAAGGAGCUUGAUGCUGUGGCUACUUCUCCUGUUCACCCUAGUUGUGUUUGUCGUCAGUGUUGCCACGGUAAUCCACUUUGCCAGCAAAGUCCUCCGUCUGCGUCUCCGGAUUUGGGAGUAUCACGGUCUCCUGGAUGAAAAUUCCCCAGAUUCUGUAGACAUCCUGUACCCAUCCCCUCCUUCUGGAUUCUGAGCGAAGGUCCCAGCUCAGAAUUGUCUUCGUUUCGCAAGUAGCUUACGUACUCCCUGAACACAAACCAUUCUCACUGGAAAGUGGACUAUUCAGGAAUUGUGUAGUCGAUUCAAAGACGAGUAAUGUGAUAGCACUCUUAUGGAUUGUAUGAUUUGAUAAAGACGGCGACGGUUUACUGACGGAGCUUUAAAUAUCAGGAGGCGACUGGAAAAAGACUGAGUAAGAAAUCUGCAUCGGCCGUUGAGAACUCUAAUAUUAGAUCCUCAGGACGAAGGUGACACUUGUAGCACAUUUGUUACCUGCAUUAAUUAUCGGAGUAACAUUGAAUAGCCUUCACAUGCGAUUGGUGUGAACUUGUGAAGCUCUUUGAGUAUAAAAUGGAUGCCGACUUACCCCAGCCCGGCACUGAAGGAGGGACAGCCAUGGCGGACACUAUCUACCUGUGCAACUUCCGAGUGUCAGUAGACGGGGAGUGGCUGUGCCUUCGGGAACUGGCUGACAUGACAGCAGGCACGCCCGGUGCCACGCCCAAGUUAAUGUCACCAUCCGAAGAUGAUGAAGAUAACAGUGUCAUGAAGAACCCCAUGCUAGUAGAGCGAAGCAACCUGCUCAAUGUGGCCAAGCUCUGCAUCAAGAAUCUCAUUGAGUCGGCUCUGGCCGAGGCAAGGACACUGGACGAUGAACACGUUCCACUCCAGCAAUUCUUUGUCGUCAUGGAGCACAUCCUGAGCCACGGAUUGAAAUCUAAAAAGACCUUUCUUGAGAAGAAAAAGUCCUUCUGGGGUGCUCUGGAAAGCCUUGAAAAGACCACGCCAGAGGCAGAGGAAAUCACCGACAGUGUACGCAACUUGCCAGGCAUCAAAACCAGUCUGGGGCGAGGCAGAGCUUGGUUGAGGUUAGCUCUGAUGCAGAAGAACUUAGCGGACUACUUUAAAGCUCUCCUAGAAAGAAAAGAUGUAUUGAGUGAAUGGUACGAGCCCGGCGCCUUGCUACUGGAGGAAGAAGCACCUGUCAUAGCGGGCCUGUUGGUGGGCCUGAACGUCAUCGACUGCAACUUGUGCUUGAAGGGGGACGAUUUAGACUCGGCCCCCUCCGUCAUUGACUUCAGCAUGUACCUGAAGGACGGCAACUAUCUGGAAAAGCCGCAGGAAAGCUCUAGUGGGGAAGCACCUGAGGUCAACUUGACAGCCCUGCUGGAUCAGAAGAACUACUUGGAGGAGCAUAACCGACACCUUGCCUCCCAGGUUAACGUCCUUCAAGGAAAGAUCAAAAGCCUUGAACAGGCCAGCAAUCUGGCUAAGGAGGAGCUGGCCGUGGCAAACAACAACAUCUUGUCAAUCCAAGCCGAAAACGACAGACUUAAAGCAGAAAACGACGCCAUGAAGAAUGAGGUUCAGCGGAAGUUACAGAUUGUGAGGGCUGACAUGGACGUUGAAAGGGAAACCUACAACACCUCAAGGAUCGGUCUGAAUGAGUUGUACGGUGAGGCGCAGGACAAGCUACAACAUGAGGCUCAAGUCAGACAGGAUGUGGAGCAGGAACUAAAGUUGCAACUAAGCUUGAAGUCUGAGAUGGAGAUGGCCAUGAGACUGCUGGAGAAGGACAUCCACGAGAAACAAGACACGAUCAUCUCCUUACGGAAACAGCUGGAGGACAUCAAGACCAUCAAUAUAGACCUCUACAAUAGACUACAGUCCUCGGACAGUUCUCUUCAGCACAAGGCGGAUCUUGUCAACAAACUUGAGGAAAAGGCUGAACAAAUGGGAGCCACCAUCACUCAGAUAGAGGAAAGACUGAAGAAGGCCGAAAAAGAGAAAGAGGCCGCUGUUGAAACCUCCCGAAAGUUGGGACAGCAAAUAGCGGAGAAGGACGCCAAGCGUGCGGCCUUGGAGACGGAUCUGAAGAUUGAGCGGGAGUGGCGGGCCUCGCUGCAGAAGGAGCUGUCCAGGGAGAAGGAGCUUGUGGCCCAACUGCAGCGGGAGACACUGGAUGCCAAGAAGCUGCAGGACGAGCUGGUGGAAGUGACCAGGCAACACCAAAAGUUGAGAGAGGAGUGCUCAGGCCAGGAGCAGGCGCUGAUCGAGAUGGGCGACAAGCUGAGCGAAUCGAGGUUGAAAAUGGAGAGCAUGCAGGAAGCAGUACAGUCCCUGGAUAAGAGGGUGUGGGCUGACGACAAGGAGAUAACUAGCUGCAUGCAGUGUGAAAAAGCCUUCUCUGUCUCAAGGAGAAAGCAUCACUGUCGUAACUGUGGAGGAAUCUUCUGCAACUCCUGCUCCGAGAACGUGAUGCCCCUGCCAGCCUUUGCCAAGCCGGUACGCUGCUGCGACCGGUGCCACACAGAGCUCCUACAACGCUAUUCGGUAUCAUAGUGCACAUGUUGAAGGUUGUAGUGCUUUGUAGUGUUCUGUGUGUUCACAUUGAUGUAAAUUCAGAUCUGUUCUUUGUAGCCAUAAAUUCUACAUGUAUUUAAAAAAAACCUCCCCAAGAACAAAUCCUGCGCCCUUUAUGAAUUAUUUGAAGAGUUUAGCAGGUGUUAAGACAUCAAAGGUUGUAUUUCCGGUGCAAGGUUCACUUGAAAAGGUUAUGAUUAGCCUAUUUACUGAUUUCAGACACAUGAAAAAGGUGACACUCUUCACAUUCACAUUGGGUUUUUGGGGUACUCAAGUAUGGUGGCUUUGAAGGAACCCUUUAAAACAAUGUACUGCCUUCUACAUUCCUAUUUGUUCAAUUUCUCUGUAAUAUAGUCACUGGAUGAGAAGCAAAUUUGUGAGUCGUCUUUUGUGGCAUAAAAGUGAAAUGCAGCACCGUGAAACGUAGUGUGUGAAAAAAUUUACCUGUCUCAAAUAUAUACACUUGUGCAAGAAGUUAUUUAAAGUUAUAUUCCUGUCUGAGUCAAUUGCACCGAGAGUAUUGUUGUAGAUAUGUCAGAUAUGAUUCCAUCAAGGCAAGAAGACUGUCUUUAUAGGAAUUCCAUCAUGUGCUAUCGUUAAGUUCCCUUUAAUUGCAAGACAUGCUAAGAGAGCUUUAUGCAUGGUCGGAAACCAAUUUGCUGGACGUGUUGUUGUGCCAUUUCUGUGCCAUUUUUGGCCAUUUGUUCUGUUCUGUCUUUGUUUUCUUGAUUCGCAACAGCUGGUGCUUGCAAACAACGUACAUUUUGCUUUUACUUCAAGUACGUGUUUCAGCAGUAAUGUUGGAGAUUGCUUUUUCCUAGAAUUCAUCUGCCACUAUUGCCUUCAACUGCAUAGCAUGAAAUACAUUUUUACCUUUUGGUUGAUUUUUAAGAUUCUGUUUGUUCUCCGAGAGAGCAGUUUUUGAAGUAGGUUGAGAAAAGUUACAGGUGAGCAGAGAUUUGCGUUAAAAUUGCCGAUAUCAAGAUUGAAACAACCCAAGCAUAGUUCUAGCAUAUUUUGGGGGGGGGGUAGUGACUAAAAUGUGAGAAAUUUUCGAGGAUCUGAAAUGCAGAAACCUUGAAAAUGUUGUAGCAUUGGUUGACCGUAAAUAGGAAAGUUAUCUGAAUUAGUUAGAUUACAGAAAAAAAUUGCAAAAGUAUGGGCAGAGGUUGUGAUAGUAAUCCCUCACAUUACAGCAGAAGUUUUUGAAACAGUUGAUAUAAAAGCAGUUUUGUGGAUGGGCCAGACAGCAUUUUGUGUUGAGGAUCUAAAAUUCCCUUUCCGCCUUGUACAACUGCAUGACGGAACCUGAAGGCAGAACUUGAAACUAAGUUGGUUCUCGAUCUCAAUGUUGUACAAAUGAACGGGAGCAAAAUAUCUAUGGGGUCUAAUACAGUCUAGCCCUAAAGUUCUUGGAAGUGUAACAAGCGACUCUUUAUCUCCUCUAAACUCCAAAAAAGUUCCAGACCAGUAGUGCCCUGGAACUUAUUGACAGAGCAGUUUUAUUAUCUUAUACUUUUUCAUGUCAACAAGUAUUAGUUUUAGAAAAGUGUCAUGCACAAAGUCUGACUACCAAUGGGCAGGUGCUUUACUGAUUAAGUAUUGAUGUAGGCAAUGUUGUAGUCAAGCCCUUUUUCAAGCCUCCAAAUGUAUUGAAGUGUGGGAUGUUAUGGUAGGAAGCUUGCUGGCUCUGUCCACCGAUUGUUUUGAAUGAGUGAGACUUUUGGCCUAUUGGUUUGACACAGACAUUCAAUGUAUUUUCGCAACUGUGUUGAUAUUUCCAACUUGGUUGUUUUUUAUUCAGAUGCACACAAUUUUGCCCAUCAUAAAAAGCAAACUGUCUGGUUUUAGGGAUGUUAUCCUAACUUAAGUACCCUAUACAUCAGUACAUUUGGAGGACUUUGAAAAGGAUCUAACCACACUGUCUGUAGUGGCAAAAUACGGCUAACAUUUCUUUGUAAUCAAAGUCCAAAUAUUUAGUGUUAAAGCCCAGUUUCUGUCGGAACGUUAGACCUCUUUGUUUAUAUUGGCAUCUCAUAUUCCCCAUAUAACCCAGGGUGUAUGUUUAUUUUCACAUUUUACUUAAUAUUUUGCAUGUAAAUAUGUACAGCAUCAAUGUAAUCUCUGCUUUUCAAAGGCUGUGUACAAAUGUAAAAAAAAAACGUCAUACAGAAAUCAGAGACUUUAAUUUUAUUGAAUAAUUUAAUUUGUAAUUAAGGCACAUGCAAACCGUGAGUCUAGAUUGGCAUUAUGUGUGAAGUAUCAGAAACUGCAUGUCAAGUUAAUGUAGGCAGGCUAUUUGUGAUUAGAGGAUAUUUAAGUCUGGUGUCAAAUACCAAAUUGAUAAAACCGGAAUGUAUUUUAAAAAAAGUGAACUCUUGAGAGAUGUGUAUAUGAACCUACUCCAUGUAUUAUUUGUUGCAGUCUUCUUUUACUUUAUGGUGCUUUGACAUGGGUUGCUGAUUUUUAAUCAGUGAUAAGAGAGACCUGACCAAGAAGGACAUGUUUUGCAUCUGUUUUGUUAGUUUUUAUUUAUCUGUUUGAUGUAAGGUUGGCCUUUUUGUGUUUUCAUUUUUGAAGGGGUGUGAAAGCUGUAAUUUUGGAAGAUUUGUAGCAUUGUUUCAGCACUUCAAUCGGAAUAAUCUGUCACAGUUAGACCGUUGAAUUUCAUUUUAUCUUGAGGUCUACUGUGUGCUUCUUAAGCAUCAGUAGAUUAAAUGAAGCCUUGCCUUUAAAUGAACUGA